This is a messenger RNA of Helianthus annuus (common sunflower), 1046 nucleotides long. RefSeq lists its product as uncharacterized. The transcript is spliced from 3 exons. Bases 520 to 885 code for a protein of 121 amino acids. The record is from RefSeq and is a predicted model, not a curated record. NCBI's taxonomy places the organism in Eukaryota, Viridiplantae, Streptophyta, Magnoliopsida, Asterales, Asteraceae.
AUUUUUAAAACUAAAAUUAUAUAUUAUGAUGUACUGACAAUUUCGGGUUUUGAAAACGAGUUCGUACAUGCGUUGGGCCACCUUAAACACGAGAUUGGGCUUGUGAGCCUUGGGCCAAACCCAAACACAUUAGAAAAAAAACAUAGCUAUAUAAAUCAACUUAACUACUCAUCUCCAUUUACGAACAAAACUUAUAAACCCUAAUAAUGUCUAGCAUCAGCCGCCCACACACUCAGACUUUUCCCUCUUUCUUUUUCUCUUUGAUAAACACCAUAAACAUCUACACCCACAAUUCUGCUUUACCUUUACACAUACGUACAAAUGAGUUUAAAGAUAAAUUAUGAGAGAGAUUUAGAGAGGGGAGGAGCUGGUCCAGAUCUGGCAGUUUCGGGUGGCCUUUAGCGACAGCGAACGACGGCCCUCCAAGGUCGGAGGCGGAUCAAGAUAGCUUUAAAAGCCGGCGACUAGCGGCGCUCCGGCAAUUACAGCCAGAUCUCGCCAAUCUGUCAAGGUUCAGUCAUGAACCUGAAUCGCGUUGACGGAUGCGGUGGUUUCUUGGCCAUUCAAGACCCGUGUUCGAGCAAAUGGGUAACCAAUUCGGGAUUUUGUUCGGUUCCGAGUCAGUUUUCCUCGAAACUGGAAUCCAACUUGAGCCACCGAACCGAAGCCAGCAUUAAGCGCAGUUGCCGCAGGUCCCUCCAAGUUAAAAUCGUCAGUGUCAAAGCAAACACCGUUCUAGGUAGUUCUUCUCGUGUGGAUUUCUCUAUCUUUCUUCGUGCGUUAUUUUACAAGAAGUCGCAAACGCAACCACUCAUAAUCUCUAGACUACACCAACUUUCCUCGCGGUUUAAGUGUACUUCCUACGUAACCAAUGUUGAGGUUUGAUGAUACUAUGAAAACGGACUAGCAAAAAUGCCUAGAUACUCACUUAGACGUCUUAGGUCAAAUACGCUGUAUAAAUUUCAUUUUUGUUGUUGUAUUGUUCUCUUGUAUUUUUAAUGUAUUGUAACUUUUAUUCAUAAAUGAAAUCAAUUUAUCUUUAAUUC